CACAACUUUUGUCGUCGAGGGUAUGAACGAAAAAACUACAGAAGGACCGUAACUGAUUGAAUUCCGCCCAUGUGAGACAGGAGACACUGACAAUGCCGAUAAAAACAAGCAAAUUGAAGUCACACAGCGCUGGAUCUGCCAAAAAGCGGAGCAAAAAGAGUGCGUCGAAAAUAAGACCUUUAAGCGCCCAGUGUGAUCGCCGAGAAAUCGACAUACUCAGUCGAGCUGCGAUGGAGAAUAUAUACUACAUUUCCCACAAUGCAGUGGACUGUCUCGAGUUCCGGGGCUUCAGGUGGCCAAUGGCGGGAAAAGCAAAAAAGGGGAAGAAGUCAAAAAAGACGAAAAGUAAAAAAUGAAAUCAGAUGGAGUUGUGGUCAUAUCAGUAUUCGAGCCAACACUUGUCAGAGUACAGUUACAGUCUGUGCCAUAAACUGUACCAUUUAUAUACAAAUAUUCAUCAAUCGUCUAUCAUCUUCUUUCUAAAACAGACAUCUAUAUACAUUUGAGCCCUGUCAUCAUCUAUAAGUCUGAUAAAAGAGGAAAAUCAGAUUAUGAAAAUCUUGAAGGUCAAUUCAUUUGAUGGAAUUUAACUUGAAAUGGGUUCUGGAGGUUAAUUUUCCUUAAGUACUGUUCAGCAAAGGACAGACAGGCCCUUGUUUGAAAAUGUUUAAAAUAUACUUAUUGUAGUUUUCAUUUUAAAUAUAUCUUGACUA
This is a messenger RNA of Scleropages formosus (Asian bonytongue), 713 nucleotides long. RefSeq names its product small lysine rich protein 1 (gene smkr1). The transcript has 3 exons. Bases 93 to 356 code for a protein of 87 amino acids. The record is from RefSeq and is a predicted model, not a curated record. NCBI's taxonomy places the organism in Eukaryota, Metazoa, Chordata, Actinopteri, Osteoglossiformes, Osteoglossidae.